Drosophila nasuta is the source of this 2732-nucleotide messenger RNA. RefSeq names its product proteoglycan 4. Gene Ontology annotation, cellular component: extracellular region. Bases 405 to 2645 code for a protein of 746 amino acids. The transcript is spliced from 2 exons. Lineage: Eukaryota; Metazoa; Arthropoda; Insecta; Diptera; Drosophilidae. Gene Ontology annotation, molecular function: chitin binding. The record is from RefSeq and is a predicted model, not a curated record.
GCAUGCUUUGAAUUUACAGUUGUAGAAACUCAUGAAAAUAACAAAAUUCUUUGAUGACUUUGUCUUUACUAGUCCUUGAACUUUAACAAAUAUACUGCGUUUUCUUUUCAACAAUAACAAACAUUUCCGAGAACUUGUAAAACAUAAGAUAAGAAUGCAGCGUCUGUGUGAGACCGAGUGCCAAUGUACUUUACUUGCAUUACACUCAUUAUUGCCACUUUUUACUCUAAUUAACCAAAUUACCAAGGGUCUAGUUAACAUGAAAACACUUGAGACUGGUUAGAUAGUAAGAUGGUGUAUAAAAGCCCUUGUAGGUUGGUCCAGCUACAAUAAUUACAAAGCGAAAGCGGUAAAGUAACAUAGUGCCCUAGUUAGUUAUCCUUUCAACCAAAACCGUGCUAAACAUGAUAUCUCUUCAUAUUAAACUUGUAGCCUUUGUGGCUGCAGCAAUCACCGUUGCAUCCUCAAAUGCCCAACACAGAGAUCUGCGUCCAAGUUGCAACAGUCUAUCUGAAGGCGUACAUCUAGUUGAUCCUUCCAGAUGCGACGGCUAUUACGUCUGUACGAGGGGCAGAGCCGUUCAUUAUAGCUGUCGCUUUGGUCAAUUCUAUGAUGAACUCAGCCAGUCGUGCAAAUUGUCCAAUUUGGUUAACUGUUUAAAUUUUCGAGGCGUAGGCUUGCGUGUUACGGCAAGUGUAGAAAACCGUCUACAGCCCACAACAACUCCCCCUUGUGAAUCCACUACAACUCCUUGCAACCAACCACUGACCACCACCUGUGAACCAGAGAAAACAACGACACCUUCCUGUGAACCAGAGAAACCAACUACUCCCUGUGAACCAGAGAAACUAACUACCACCCCUCCUUGUGAACCAGAGAAACCAACUACGACUUCUUGUGAACCAGAGAAACCAAGUACGACUACUCCUUGUGAACCAGAGAAACCAACUACUCCUUGUGAACCAGAGAAACCAACUACUCCCUGUGAACCAGAGAAAACAACUACCACCUCUCCUUGCGAACCAGAGAAACCAACUAUUCCCUGUGAACCAGAGAAAUCAACUACUACUCCUUGUGAACCAGAGAAACCAACUACUCCCUGUGAACCAGAGAAAACAACUACCACCUCUCCUUGCGAACCAGAGAAACCAACUACUCCCUGUGAACCAGAGAAACCAACUACCACUCCUCCUUGUGAACCAGAGACACCAACUACUACCUGCGAACCAGAGAAAACAACUACCACCACUCCUUGCGAACCCGAGAAACCAACUACUCCCUGCGAACCUGAGAAACCAACUACUCCUCCUUGUGAACCAGAGAAAUCAACUACUCCAUGUGAACCAGUGAAGCCAACUACUCCUUGCGAACCAGAGAAACCAACUACUCCCUGUGAACCAGAGAAACCAACUACUACUCCUUGUGAACCAGAGAAAACAACUACUCCCUGCGAACCCGAGAAACCAACUACUACUCCCUGUGAACCAGAGAAAACAACUACCACCACUCCUUGCGAACCCGAGAAACCAAUUACUACUCCCUGCGAACCCGAGAAACCAACUACUACAUGUGAACCAGUGAAGCCAACUACUCCCUGCGAACCAGAGAAACCAACUACUCCCUGUGAACCAGAGAAACCAACUACCACCACUCCUUGCGAAUCAGAGAAAUCAACUACUACUCCCUGUGAACCAGAGAAAUCAACUACUACUCCUUGUGAACCAGAGAAACCAACUACUCCAUGUGAGCCAGAGAAACCAACUACCACCCCUCCUUGUGAACCAGAGAAACCAACUACUCCCUGUGAACCAGAGAAAACAACUACCACCACUCCUUGCGAACCCGAGAAACCAACUACUCCCUGCGAACCUGAGAAACCAACUACUCCUCCUUGUGAACCAGAGAAACCAACUACUCCAUGUGAACCAGUGAAGCCAACUACUCCCUGCGAACCAGAGAAACCAACUACUCCCUGUGAACCAGAGAAACCAACUACUACUCCUUGUGAACCAGAGAAAACAACUACUCCCUGCGAACCCGAGAAACCAACUACUACUCCCUGUGAACCAGAGAAAACAACUACCACCACUCCUUGCGAACCCGAGAAACCAAUUACUACUCCCUGCGAACCCGAGAAACCAACUACUACAUGUGAACCAGUGAAGCCAACUACUCCCUGUGAACCAGAGAAAACAACUACCACUCCUUGUGAACCAGUGAAACCAUCUACCACUCCUCCUUGUAAACCAGUGGAAUUAACUACCACUCCUUGUGAAUCAGUGAAAUCAACUACUACCCGUGAACCAGAGAAGACAUCUACCCGUGAACCAGAGAAGACAUCUACCCGUGAACCAGAGACGACAUCUACCCUUGAACCAGGGAUAGAAACUACUCCUCCCUCAUUAGCACCUCCACAACGUAUUCCCAGACCUCUUGUAACCUUCAUGAGCUUUUCUAAGGAAGACUGUCACACCAGGACAGAUGGCACUUUCCUUCAGGACGCAAUCCACUGUCGUCAAUACUACGAGUGUCAGGGCGGAGUACGUCUGUUACGCAGAUGUCGAAUUGGCAAUUGGUUCGAUGUCGAAGCUGGAGAGUGUCGAAGAAGUAGGCUUGUGCUCAACUGUCCUGCAAACCGAAAUUAAUGAAUUUUUCAAAUAACUUUGGCAUUUUUUGAUAUAUAUGAUAUAAUACAAAUAAUUGAAUAAAAUUUAAUAUAUUAUUAAACAUUA